AUCCCUCCCACGCCAUUUCCACGAGCCAAACACAAGAAGUAGAGGAAUCUCUCUUAUCUCUCGAUCUCUCUCUCUACAACAAUGGCUUCCUCAACAGCUCUCUCCGGCGCCAUUUUCAGCACCUCCUUCCUCCCCCUCCAACCCUCUCCUUCUCCCGUUACUAUCAAAUCCCUAUCUCCGGCGAUCUCCUCCCCCGCCCUCCGCCUCAGCUCCGCCUCCUCCCGCGGAGGCGGCGUCGUCGCCAUGGCGACUUACAAGGUGAAAUUCGUCACCCCCGACGGCGAGACCGAGAUCCAGUGCGACGACGACGUCUACGUCCUCGACGCAGCGGAGGAGGCGGGGCUCGAUCUGCCGUACUCGUGCCGCGCCGGUUCGUGCUCGAGCUGCGCCGGGAAAGUGGUGACGGGAUCCGUGGACCAGUCUGACCAGAGCUUCUUGGACGAUGACCAGAUCGGGGAAGGGUAUGUCCUCACUUGUGUUGCUUACCCAACUUCUGAUGUCGUGAUUCAGACCCACCAAGAAGAAGCCAUUGUUUAAGACACAACCUUAAUCUCUCUCUCUCUCUCUCGUUGUUGAGAGAUUGCUGCAUGUGUUCUUACUCAUCUAUCUAUGCAUUCUUACUCUUUGUUGUUCUCACUUUAAGUAAUUUGGACAAUGGAAAACUAGUUUUGCUUGUUCCUUAAGGUACGUGUGGUCAAAGAAACUAAGGUUUGUGAUUCGUUUCGGGUUUUGUUCUAGUAAAAUGUUAAAAAGUUUUGUUUUUUUA
Molecule: messenger RNA, 766 nt
Organism: Tarenaya hassleriana
Lineage: Eukaryota; Viridiplantae; Streptophyta; Magnoliopsida; Brassicales; Cleomaceae
Product: ferredoxin, leaf L-A-like
Exons: 1
Coding region: 82-537 (151 amino acids)
Biological process (GO): electron transport chain
Cellular component (GO): chloroplast
Molecular function (GO): 2 iron, 2 sulfur cluster binding; electron transfer activity
Source: RefSeq, a predicted model, not a curated record